Messenger RNA from Pneumocystis carinii B80, 1274 nucleotides. RefSeq lists its product as hypothetical. Bases 25 to 1230 code for a protein of 401 amino acids. The transcript is spliced from 3 exons. NCBI's taxonomy places the organism in Eukaryota, Fungi, Ascomycota, Pneumocystomycetes, Pneumocystales, Pneumocystaceae. The record is from RefSeq and is a predicted model, not a curated record.
CUUUUAUUAUAUUAGAGGGUUAAAAUGGUUUCUAUUGUUAAAAAAAUGGAUGAAUUGAACCGGAAUGAAGAAAAAGCGUUAAAAUGCCUUUGGUUGCUUAUUUUUCUACAUUUUAAGAAGAUUAAUACAGAAGAAUUGGGAGAAUAUGUUUUAUUAAAUGAGGAGAAUUAUGGAUUUGGAAAAAAAAAUGAUUUUUUCCCGAAAAAUUCAGAAGAAAUGGGACAUUUUGAUAAUAAAAAUGUUUCCAAGAAAUUAUUGAAAGAAAGGCAUAUUUUGAGCUGCUUUUUUUCACUAUAUGAUGUAUUCUGGGAGAUGGUUAAGAUGGACCAUCCAGAUGUUGUAUUAUUGCGUUUUUUAAGGGCAAGAAAAUGGGAUACCAGUAAAUCGUUUAUUAUGUUAGCAACAACGGUUUAUUGGCGUAAGGAAAUAGGUGUUGAAGAAAUCCUUAGAAAGGGAGAAGCAGGUGCUAUUGAAACGGGGGAUGAUGCGUUUAUGAAACAAUUAAGACUUGGGAAAAGUUUUAUUCAAGGUGUUGAUCGGGAGAAUCGUCCUAUUUGUUAUAUUCGAACGCAUUUGCAUAGGGCAGGGGAACAACCUGAUCUAACGAUUCAUCAAUAUACUAUUUUGUUAAUGGAAAGUGCACGAUUAAUGAUUACAUAUCCUGUUCAAACAGCGACGAUUUUGUUUGAUUUAACCAAAUUUUCGCUUAAAAAUAUGGAUUAUAUACCCAUCAAGUUUUUAAUUAAAUGUUUUGAAGCACAUUAUCCUGAAAGUCUUGGUAUCUGUAUUAUUCAUAAAGCACCAUGGGUAUUUCAAGGGAUUUGGAAAGUUAUUAAAACUUGGCUUGAUCCUGUUGUUGUUAAGAAAGUUUGUUUUACAAAUUCAAACGAAGAUUUAGAAGUUUAUAUCAAAGAUACAGAGAUUAUCAAAGAAUUGGGCGGAAAAAAGGAUUGGGAAUAUAAAUACAUCGAACCCAAAGAAAAUGAAAAUAUCAAAAUGCAAGAUAUUUUAACCAAAGAACGUUUAUUAUUAGAACGAAAAAAUAUAAUCAAUUCUUUCGAACAAUUGACUAUAAAAUGGAUUAAAGAAUCCGAUAUCGCACAAUCUGAUCUUCUCUUAGAACAACGUAACUUCUUAGCAAAAAAUAUCGAAUCAAAUUAUUGGCAAUUGGAUCCUUACAUACGUGCUAGAACAUUUUAUGACAGAACUGGCUCUAUUUUUCAAGCUUAAUCUCUAUAUAUAUAUCCUUUCGACUCAAUUUUAUCCCUUUUUAU